Messenger RNA from Sardina pilchardus (European sardine), 933 nucleotides. RefSeq names its product motor neuron and pancreas homeobox 1 (gene mnx1). The transcript is spliced from 3 exons. Lineage: Eukaryota; Metazoa; Chordata; Actinopteri; Clupeiformes; Clupeidae. Gene Ontology annotation, biological process: central nervous system development; neuron projection morphogenesis; spinal cord motor neuron cell fate specification. Gene Ontology annotation, molecular function: DNA-binding transcription factor activity, RNA polymerase II-specific; sequence-specific double-stranded DNA binding. The record is from RefSeq and is a predicted model, not a curated record. Gene Ontology annotation, cellular component: nucleus. The coding region runs from base 1 to 933 and encodes 310 amino acids.
AUGGAAAAAUCCAAAAACUUUCGCAUCGACGCGCUUUUGGCCGUCGAUCCGCCGAAAGUACAGACAUCACCGCUAGCAUUAGUGACCUCUAUGUCCUCCUCCUCUCUCUCAUCGUCCGGGAGCGUCAACGGUUCCGAUCUGAACACCAGCACAGAGUCUCUGCGGACAGAGAGUCCCUCUCCUCCGAGGAUUUCUUCUUGCGGGUUGAUUCCAAAGCCGGGCUUUCUGAACUCUUCACACUCUAGCAUGAUGGGACUUCACUCGCAGAGUAGCUCUAUACCCCCGCAGGCACUAUAUGGGCACCCGAUGUACUACUCUGCAGCGGCGCUGGGUCAGCAUCCAGCCUUGUCCUACUCAUACCCACAUACCUCCCACCACCAUCACCCUAACGACACCCUCAAACUCACUGCAGGCACAUUUCAGCUCGACCACUGGCUUCGAGUGUCUACAGCGGGCAUGAUGCUGCCGAAAAUGCCCGAUUUUAACGCCCAAGCACAGUCUAAUUUGCUGGGAAAGUGCAGAAGACCGAGGACGGCGUUCACAAGCCAACAACUGCUGGAGUUGGAGCAUCAGUUCAAACUGAAUAAAUACCUGUCUCGACCUAAGCGAUUUGAAGUGGCUACUUCUUUGAUGCUGACAGAAACUCAGGUAAAAAUAUGGUUCCAGAACAGACGUAUGAAAUGGAAGCGCAGUAAGAAGGCCAAGGAGCAGGCAGCGCAGGAUGCCGAGAAUAAGAAAAACUCGAAGGGCGGUCAGGACAAAUCCGACGGACUCGAGCAAACGGAUUAUCAAAAGGUUGGCUCUAAAAGCAACAGAAUAAGAGACUUCAGGGACAGUGACGAAGAGGAAGGAGACAAUUUCCUCUACAACUCUUCAGACUGCUCGUCGGACGAUGAGAGAGCUCAGGCCAGCGACGCCAGCCCACACCCGUGA